Coffea eugenioides is the source of this 1218-nucleotide messenger RNA. Its product is annotated as probable membrane-associated kinase regulator 4. The transcript has a single exon. Gene Ontology annotation, molecular function: kinase inhibitor activity. The coding region runs from base 5 to 1144 and encodes 379 amino acids. The record is from RefSeq and is a predicted model, not a curated record. NCBI's taxonomy places the organism in Eukaryota, Viridiplantae, Streptophyta, Magnoliopsida, Gentianales, Rubiaceae. Gene Ontology annotation, cellular component: plasma membrane.
UGAAAUGGAUGCAAAACGCCAUUCCUGUGAUCAUGCAGAAGAAGACUUCAUUUACAUGGAAGUAGGCUCACAAUCAGCCAUCUUCAGCCACCACUACUCCAAAAGUACCUCUUCUUCUUCUUCACAUGCCAGAGAAUUUGAGUUCCAAAUGUCUAGCUCCUCCGAGAGAGACGCCGCGCCUUCACCGGCUGAUGAACUCUUCUACAAAGGCAAACUCCUCCCUCUUCACCUUCCACCACGUUUACAAAUGGUCGAGAAACUGUUGCAAAAUGCUAACAUCAGUAGUUAUGAUAGCAUAUUAGAAGAUACUUGUUUUGAAGAGUCUUUUAGUACACCAUUAUUCACCAACGCCUACAACACCCCAACAGCCAACAAUACUCCCUUUGAAUCUUGUAACAUCUCACCAUCAGAGUCCUGCCAAGUAAGUAGAGAACUUAAUCCAGAGGAGUACUUGAUCGAGUAUUCAACAGAAGCAAGCAGUUUUGUAGGUGAUCAAAACCCUAAAAGGUCUUGGACCAAGAAGCUUAAGUUGAUCAAACAGUACUCACUUGGUUCCAAGCUGAAGGCUUCAAGGACUUAUCUCAAGUCCUUGUUCAGUAAAUCUGCUUGCUCAAACGAGACCUGCGCAGCAGCCCCAAGAAAUCAUGUCGUUGAUGGAUCAGGAUCAGUGCUCAAGGCCAAUGAAUGCAUAAACAAGUACGUAAAGGUCGCAAAGAAAGCCCCUUUCGGACAAAUUCAGAAUGGCGGAAAGAAAGUGAGUGCAUCUUCUUCUGUGAUCAAGAAUUUUGACAAAGCAAACUUUGAUGAGAAUGGGGUUGGGGGCAGCGGUAGACAUCGGAGGUCAUUUUCAGGGGCGAUCAAAAGGAUAUCGAUGACUAGAUCUUCAUCUUCAUUAUCUUCAUCCGGUUCUUCUUCAGCUUCAAGUUCAACAAACUCCAAUGGAUUCCAAGAGCUGCAAUUUUUCAAGAGAAGUAACAGCGUGAACUCAGACCUUGAGAAUCCAAUACAAGCAGCAAUUGCUCACUGUAAAAGUUCUCAGCAGCUUUUCAACUCAAGAAAGACUGUGAGUGACCUUGGUUUCUGUUCCUUAUCCUCUGCAAGAGUUAUUUAUGAAGAUCAAAGGCCAGGGCUUUGCAGGGGUUAAAGACGUGGAGGAGUAGUAGGGGAGACAAAUUUUGAUUGGGUUAUGAUUUGAUUUCUCUUUUUUAUUUCCAACUU